UUCUUCCCUCCAACUCCACAUUACACUUCCUAUAGCUUAAACUAUAAAUACCCAUAUCAUCUUAUUCCAUCCUCACAUCAAUCAAACAUUCACAUUUAGUAGAAAAGGAAAAACCAAGUGUGAAGAAAUGGCCAAUUCCAUCCUAAGUUUCUUCUUACUGGUUGCAGUAGUAACUGCAAUAGCCUCUCCUCACAUGAGCUUGGCUCACAAACCAAUCAACGGUGGCGGUUAUCUCUACCCACAGUUCUAUGACCAUUCUUGCCCAAACGCACUAGAGAUUGUGAAGCAUAUUGUGGCCAAGGCUGUUGCCAAGGACCCCCGAAUGGCUGCUUCUUUGCUUCGACUUCAUUUCCACGACUGCUUUGUCAAGGGUUGUGAUGCGUCGAUACUUCUAGACAGCACCGGUAGUCUAGUAAGCGAGAAAAUAUCUAACCCAAACAGGAACUCAAUUCGAGGUUUUGAGGUCGUGGAUGAAAUCAAAUAUGCUCUCGAAAAAGAGUGUCCCCACACCGUCUCUUGUGCCGACAUUUUGGCUAUAGCUGCCCGAGACUCAACCAUCUUAGCUGGAGGGCCAAGCUGGGAAGUGCCUUUGGGGAGAAGAGAUUCAAAAGGUGCAAGCUUGAGUGGUUCAAAUAACAACAUUCCUGCUCCUAACAACACCUUCCAAACCAUCCUCACCAAAUUCAAGCUCCAAGGCUUAAACAUAGUUGACAUGGUUGCCCUGUCGGGGAGUCACACCAUAGGAAACUCAAGGUGCACCAGUUUCAGGCAGAGGCUAUACAACCAGACCGGGAAUGGUCAGCCCGACUACUCGCUAGACCAGACUUUUGCGGCCCAAUUGAGAGGCAGGUGCCCGAGAUCUGGAGGAGACCAGAACUUGUUCUUCUUGGACCAUGUUUCGCCAUUUAAGUUUGACAACAGUUACUUCAAGAACUUGCUGGCAUACAAGGGACUCCUGAGCUCAGACCAAAUUCUCUUGACCAAGAGCGAACAGUCCAUGGAGCUGGUGAAGACUUAUGCUUAUAACAAUGACCUUUUCUUACACCAAUUUGCUCUGUCUAUGGUCAAGAUGGGAAACAUCUCUCCUUUGACAGGUCCAAAGGGAGAGAUCCGAAAGAAUUGCAGGAAAAUCAACACCUAUUGA
Molecule: messenger RNA, 1144 nt
Organism: Impatiens glandulifera
Lineage: Eukaryota; Viridiplantae; Streptophyta; Magnoliopsida; Ericales; Balsaminaceae
Product: peroxidase 72-like
Exons: 4
Coding region: 128-1144 (338 amino acids)
Biological process (GO): response to oxidative stress; hydrogen peroxide catabolic process
Molecular function (GO): peroxidase activity; heme binding
Source: RefSeq, a predicted model, not a curated record